UUUGACCUUUUUAAGUUCGAACAAAAAGCUUAUCGACUGAUAACCAGAAAGCACACAACUGUUAAAGGGAAUAUUUUAAUUAGUUAAUUUCUGAGUAAAAAUAGAGAAAGAAAUCAGCGAUGGGCGUUUAUUUGGUCCAGCAAAUGUUCGAAGGGCAGGGUGAAAGCAGGUGGUAACAGGUUUGCAAUGGCAAGGGUGAUGGCUGCUUCUCCGUCCAUGUCACUCUCUCUCCCUCUAAUCAAGGACUGUUCAUUCGUCGUCCGCUUUAAUUCCAAGGGUUGGCAUGUGGCAAAGGAUGAAGGAAAAUUGAUCUCGGGUAUCUCCAAAACUAUACCAAGUAAUCUACUUCCUUCAGGAUCUUUUCAGUCAGUUGGAAUAGUUAUCAAUGCACUGAAAUAUCAUCAGAAUGUGGACCUUCCACCUGUGUUGCCAAAGCGGAAAAAGAAACCAUAUCCCAGACCUAUCAAGGAGAUAAUACGUGAUGCACGAAAAAUCAAAAAGAGGAGUAAGCUAGAGGAAGCAAAAAUGGAAGAAAGAGUUUUGGGACCCCCAGAAAAUGGAUUACUGGUUCCUGACUUGAUACCAGUUGCACAUCAGGUCUUGGAAGCAAGAAAAAUCUUGGUGAAGAACCUUGUGAAGCUGCUAGAUGUGAUUCCUGUCUUUGCUUGCAGAUACUGUUCAAAUGUGCACGUUGGUUUCAUUGGCAAUGAGAUUAGAGAUUGCCAGGGUUCAGGAAAUGGAGCUCGAAAUUCAUCACAUGUGUGGAUAAAAGGUUGCAUUGAUGGCAUUCUUGUUCCUAUUGAGACCUUCCACCUUUUUGAUCGUCUGGGAAAGCGCAUUAGUCAUAAUGACAGAUUUAAUGUAGAUAGUAUACCAGCAGUUGUUGAGCUUUGCAUCCAAGCGGGUGUUGAUCUUCCAGAAUACCCAACAAGGAGAAGGAAGAAACCAUUGCAUAUGAUUGGAAAGAAAGUAGUAGACCCCAAUGUGUUUGUGGAUGAACCCAAGCAGACAAACCAAGCAGGGCUAAGUGAGGAAUUGGAUCCAUGUGGAAUUCGUCCACAAACCAGUCCUCCGCCUUUGUCUUCACAGGAAAUUCAGGAAGUGGCAGAAACAGCACUUCAGGCAUUCGAUACUAUGAGGGGUGGAGUGUGCAAACUAUUAAAGAAGUAUCCUGUAAAGGCAUGUGGCUAUUGCCCAGAAGUGCAUGUUGGCCCGUUGGGCCAUAGAGUCAGACUAUGUGGAGCUUUCAAGCAUCAAUGGCGUGAUGGAAAACAUGGGUGGCAAGAAGCAACUGUUGAUGAACUAAUACCUCCACAAUAUGUCUACCAUGUCCGUGAUUUGGCUGGUCCCCCUCUUAUGAAUCACCUUAGAAGAUUUUAUGGUCAAGCUCCUGCCAUUGUGGAGCUUUGUGUGCAAGCAGGUGCAGCAAUACCUGAGAGAUUCAAACCUAUGAUGAGGGUCGAUAUUGCAAUUCCAGAUUCACAAGAAGCAGAAAUGGUUGCUUAACUCAUUGUGAUUUGUAGCCAAGUUUGGCUCCUCCACUAAGUUUUAAUAUAUAUUGGGCUGGUGGGAAGUUAGAGAAAGGUCUUGCACAACCCAAAUUCUUAACCUCCACGGGCUCCAAAUGUACAAACAAGCAGACAUUGUAUGUGAUAUUGAUUAUUAAUGAUCCAAUAUUGUUUCCAAAUCA
Cryptomeria japonica (Japanese cedar) is the source of this 1690-nucleotide messenger RNA. Its product is annotated as APO protein 1, chloroplastic. The transcript is spliced from 3 exons. NCBI's taxonomy places the organism in Eukaryota, Viridiplantae, Streptophyta, Pinopsida, Cupressales, Cupressaceae. Bases 187 to 1506 code for a protein of 439 amino acids. Gene Ontology annotation, molecular function: RNA binding. The record is from RefSeq and is a predicted model, not a curated record.